Molecule: messenger RNA, 1875 nt
Organism: Uloborus diversus
Lineage: Eukaryota; Metazoa; Arthropoda; Arachnida; Araneae; Uloboridae
Exons: 4
Coding region: 61-501 (146 amino acids)
Source: RefSeq, a predicted model, not a curated record
GGCGCGGAGGAGAGCGGCUUUUAAUCCUUCCCGGAUGUUGAAGGACGAACACAUGGGCCGAUGGGGAUUGCGGUAUCGUGCGGCGGCGGAAGGUUGAGAUUCCACGGCAAGAAGAAAGAGCAGUGGUCCAGGAUCGACCCCGUUGUGUUAAAUCGUUCAGAAGCCUCGGAGAUACUCAAUCGUGAAUGUCAAAAACCAGGAACUUAUCUACUUUAUGAAGAUGUCGAAAAGGAGAAGAUAUGUCUUGCCUUUAAAACUACCCAGGGCGAGGUGGUCCACUAUUCCAUCGUCCGAUUAAACGAUUUGUUCUACUUCAACGAUUUUCCCUUUCCUUACCUGGAAUCCAUCGUCCUCUACUACAAGAAGUACAAGUUCAAAGACACCAGACUAACGCAUCAGGCUGUUCUGAGUCCCCAAGUGAGGACUAGAAGAUCUAAGCGCAUUGCUGGUUACCUGAGGUUGGAUGCAGUGAAAGACUCUGAAAGAGAUUCCCACGCAUAAAAAACUUGUCAUGCAUGAAGAACAAAAUUACUGUUAGGGAACAUGCAUACUUUUACUUUUUUUAACGCAUUCUAUGCAUAUUUUAAUAGUUCAUUAACAAAUUCCAAUCAAAAUGUUGUUUUGAUAGGUAAUUAAGAAACAAAAGCAAAUAAUCCAAUCGUGUACGAAUGUUUUAACUGUUCGGACACAAAUUCGAAUCAUAAUGCUAUCUUAAUAAAUAAUCUGGACACAGAAGCAAAAAAAACAAAUCUUGUGUGAAUCUUUAAAUUGUUCAACAACAAAUUUAUAUCAAGAUGUUCUGACAGGUAAUGCAGACACAGAAGCAAAUAUUGCAAUCUUGUGUGAAUAUUUCAUAUGCCCAGCCACAAAUACAAAUCAAGACGAUGUCCUGAUAGGUAAUGCAGACACAGAAGCAAAUAUUCCAGUCUUGUGUGAAUGUGUCAAUUGUCCAGCCAUAAAUUCAGUUGAUGCUGACACAGAAGCAAAUAUUCUAGUCUUGUGUCAAUUGUCCAGCCAUAAAUUCAGUUGAUGCUGACACAGAAGCAAAUAUUCCAAUCUUGCGUAAAUCUUUCAUAUGUCCAGCCACAAAUACAAAUCAAUAUGAUGUCCUACUAGGUAACGUUGACACAGAAGAAAUUAUUCCGAUUUUGUGUGAAUUUCUUACAUUUCCAGCCACAAAUUCAACUCAAGAUGAUGUCCUGAUAGGUAAUGCAGACACAGAUGCAAAUAUUGCAAUCUUGUGUGAAUGUUCCAAUUGUCCAGCCACAAAUACAAAUCAAGAUGAUGUCCUGAUAGGUAACGUUGACACAGAAGCAAGUAUUACGAUUUUGUGUAAAUGUUUUACACGUCCGGCCGCAAGUUCAAGUAAAGAUGAUGUCCUGAUAGUUAAUGCUGACACAGAAGCAAAUAUUCAAUCUUGGGAUUUUUUUCCAAUUGUCCAGCCACAAAAUAAAAUCAAGAUGUUUUAAUAGGUUCUGCAGACACAGAAGCAAAUAAUUCAAUCAUGUAUGAGUGUUUCGACUGCUCUGCAGCAAAUUCAAAUCGAAGUGUUGUCUGAAUAAAUAAUGCACGAACAGAAACAAAUAAUCUAGAAAUAUAUGUUCUGAGUGAAUUAUACCCUCUCCCAUUGUUCAAAAUAUUGGCAUAUACUUUUAUAAUAGUAUUUUAUAAAUUUUAAAUUUCAAUUUGCGGGGAUUCAUUCCAAGACAGAGGACUGAAUUUUAUGUAAAGUACUACGGGUAUUUAGUGUUCGCAAAUCAUGUACAGUGUGUUAUGUACUGAAAUUGUGCAUCUUUUAUUGAAUUGUAUAAAAUAUUUGUAUUGAGUUAAAUUUAUUUUGUGUAAAUACUGGAUUUUAUAUAAAUUUUUUUGUAA